Trichophyton rubrum CBS 118892 is the source of this 4510-nucleotide messenger RNA. RefSeq lists its product as uncharacterized. The record is from RefSeq and is a predicted model, not a curated record. Bases 366 to 3965 code for a protein of 1199 amino acids. The transcript has a single exon. NCBI's taxonomy places the organism in Eukaryota, Fungi, Ascomycota, Eurotiomycetes, Onygenales, Arthrodermataceae. Gene Ontology annotation, cellular component: plasma membrane; transport vesicle; late endosome. Gene Ontology annotation, molecular function: guanyl-nucleotide exchange factor activity; SNARE binding; phosphatidylinositol binding. Gene Ontology annotation, biological process: early endosome to late endosome transport.
GAUGUUGUGUGAAUGCACCCUCUAAACCCGUUUCUCCGCUCUUUUUUCCGGAGCUCUCUGCCGUCGCAAUGUAUUCCCGUAGAAAGCCAUGUAUGCUUCCAUUCCUCUUCCCCCACAAAGAUCUACACACAUCUAUACGGUCCCCUAUAGAAUACACCUAGCUGACCGCAUGACAGAUUCUCCUGGUCCCUCUGACAGAGUCUCUUAUUAAUUCACGGGAUCGAGAGUCCGGCGCGCAGUAUGCCGACCUGGUCACGUCCGAGGACUUUCUUGCCAGUCACAUCCUGCGAAUUACGGGUUCACCGGGUUCGUCUGCGACUCAAGAGCUUUCGUCGCUAAGGGAUCAAAAGGGCAAAGCAUGGCAGAUGGCAACGGCAAAUGGACGGACGGUCGUCAUCAAAGAGUCGGUAGUCUACAGCAACAAGGGGUUUAAGAUGGUCAACCAUGCCCAGUUGCUUAGUGACGUCCUCUAUUCCUCGCCAAACGACAGCUCCCAGCAAUGGCUCAUUUACUACAUCUCAAAGCCUCUAGUCGGCUCCUACGAACCCGGUCAGAUUGUCCAGGCUAUAGUUCCGGGUACUUUGGACAGUGUCUCACUCCGCCAUGGCUCGGGCUUGGACGCCUCCUCUACUUUUCCAGCCAACUACCAUCGCAAUGAGAUAUCCUCGUUUGGUGACCUCCUGUCAAAAUUUCCCUUGAUUGCAAAGCAGAUGAAACCCGGUCUGGACCGCCUCUUCCGCGAAUUUGGCAAAGAACUUGGCAAACCACUUCCACCACCACCAUCCGAAUCCCCUGUGGCACCAGAACGUCCAACCGAGCGGAGUGAGGUUUACUCCUCGCAACAAAAUUCCACCCACUCACUACCAUUUGGUGUCUCAGAGCAGUAUGAAGACGAAGAAGAUGUAAUGAGAAAUGCUCUGGACACCGCAGUUACCGCAGCCAUUGACAUCUUUCGUCUCGUGGACAAACAACAACUCUCACUUCUUGGUGCUACCACUGAUCUGACUGGCCCCAUGGUUGAACGUCUGAUUGAACGCUAUGUCCUGGAGCAAGUUCACGAUAAUCUACUUUUCCCUCGCCUUUGUGAGUGUCGGCAAUCUGAUGAUCUAGACCUCGACCUGCGUGUUCGCCAGAUGGAGAAUAUCGAUGUAUCCCAGGUAGGGAUACCGGUAGAAGGUGGCCAUGAGGGCAGAGAAGAUCUUAGACGCCGCAUCGCAACAGCUGUCGAGGAGUUCAGAAAGAUCUCAGAUGCAAAGUGCCCACAGGACAUGCUUGCCAUACUCCUGAAGACCGUGAAGAUUGUUACCAUAGACCAGGCAUCGGCUGCACCAGACAGCCAGAGCGAAAAGCCUUCUGUUCUCACUAUCAACGCUGAUGUGCUAGUAUCCCUGCUACUGCUAGUUGUUAUACGCUCACAUGUACGACACCUCUAUGCCAGGCUCUUAUACAUGCAACGCUUCAUCUUUGUAGAUGAUGUCGAAUCUGGAGAAUCUGGAUAUGCACUUAGUACUUUUGAAGGAGUCUUGAUAUACCUUCAAAAUGACUCCGCAGGUCUAAGAAAAGCGAGCUCGAGAAAUAAACGUCUCUGGUCGGCAACCAAGCAUGGGAAAAUUCCGGAAAUGACCGCCAUUCUACAACCGGAGCUUCGGGCAUCAAGCCCAGUCAUCGAUGAAAACGACUGUGAAAAUGAGCAACAAGAUGAGUCGAGGAGUCAAGAAGAUGAGCGCCAGCAGCCGGUAUCGAAUGGGGUGUCAAGCAACAGACAUAAGCUGUUCUUUUCAGAACCGAGCUGUGCCAUUCAAGAUGAUAUGCCAGAAACACCUAGACUAGCUCAUGUCUUCCCCUUCCAAACAUGGGAUCAACCUACAACAGCCAUGGAGCGGCCAAAGCCCCGGAAGAAGGUAUCAAUGGAUACGAGGAGCAUGUCGGAAUCAUCAACCACGUCUUUCCUUUCACGCUCUACUACAUUCGGAUCCAUAGCAGGUGGAAUAGAAGGCGAUACAUCAGUUCAGAGUUUAACUACAACCAAAGAUCCGUCUGGACAUUCGGUCCCAAUGAUGGCUGUCGAAUCUUGCCAGCCAGAAGCUCUGAUCUAUCUACUGAGUUUGAGCGAGUACUACCCUCGAGAAAGCAUUCUUCAGGAUACAAACAGCGAGGGAACCACACUACUGAGUGCCGCCGUUCAGCUUGCACAUACCGAAAUCAUUAACAUCCUCAUUGAAUACAUUCUCCAGGGAAACGAAUCUGAAGUGGCCUUGUAUCUUGCGAAGGCCGAUAAUAGGGGUCGCACCGUUGCACACUACCUCUUCAACUCCCCCGCGCUACUUUCACGCCUAGGAAAAUCUCUCCCUUGGACGCUGCGAGACCGAAACGGGCAAACGCCUUUAUUCGCCCUGUGCAGGUCUUACGAUCAUCCUGAUUACAACCCCAUGGUGAAUGAAGCAUUGACAUUAGCGACCCUGGCCCAAGGCGAUGGGAAACCGCUACGGUUGGAUGAUCAUGUUGAUGCAAAGGGGAAUACCCUCCUUCAUAUUGUCAGCGACCCGCAAAUACUACUUAGAAUACUCAGGCAGUGUGACGGAGAUCCCAAUUAUACAAACGACAGAAGAUUUACCCCGUUGAUGGUGGCUAGCAAAUACGGUCGAAUCGACCUUGUUAGAACCCUCUUUGCCGACCCUCGCGUUGAUGUCCAUCUCCGAGAAUCCCGUGGGCUCACGGCAAUAGAACUUGCCAAAGACGAUGAAAUCCGGAACCGAAUAGACGAUCUGGUUCUCUGCUCUAGCCCGCUCCCAUCCUCGCCCGAUGCGAGUAACCGUACAACAAGUGUUGUUAGAUCUCUGUUUGUUGAAGACUUUGGAAUACGGUUCAUUAUUAAAUCUGGUGCUCCUUCUCCCAGUCCGCCUUCUCCCGAUUCAAAAGCACCUCGCACGACCACAUACACAGUCACAACUUGCCGGCGCAGCCUCAACGACUUUGAAAAUCUCCUUCGAUUUCUCCGGGUAGAACACCCUGCAUCAUAUCUUCCUGAGAUGCCUCAUUUCCGAUCCCCCUUUCAAAUACCUUCAAAGCCCUCGAGGGCUGUUUUGCAUGAUAUCCAGGAACGUUUGGAUAGACUGCUGAAAGUUCUAUUGGCUCACCCAACUUUCUCGACCCACGAAUUACUUUGGGAAUUCUUCCUUGUCCCUGAGAUCCAGACGGAAAUGAUUGACCAGCGUUCCGCACGCAAGGCUACAGUCCUUGCUGAAUCGAUAAUGGAUGAUUACGAGCCUGCGUCUGCUGAAGUUAUACGAAGCACCCAACAGAUUCUAAGCCACGCCGAAGACGCAGUCCAAUCCGUCAAUGAAGGAACCCGAAACUUGAUCUGCUGCGGAUACCUAUUGCAAAAUGCAUCUACAGACUUUGCAGAUGCUCUUUUCCUCUGCAGCUCUAUGUUUUCGUCACUGCAGCCGCCUGCAAAUAUUCUUCCACAUCAAUACGUCCGAGCCUUCCACCGCUUCGUAUCCUCUUUCAACCUCUCAUCAACGGACUCCUCUCCCCUGCUACAGUUUUUAGCCGCACUCACCUCAUCCCAAAAUACCACAAAAGCAAUGCUCACUUCCCUCUCCCGGCCCAACAAUCUCAUUCUGACACUCAAUUCCGCCCAGCGGUCACUCUCCCGCGCUCGUUCCGCAGUUGCUUCCUCAUCACUACCGCGAAAGUUUAACUUCUCUGUGCUUGAAGAAUCUCGCCAACGCUCUAUCCGUGAACAAGAGAGCAAGAUUGCCACUCUGACGACUGAGAUUGAGGAAGUCAGAAAAGAAUUUUUGUGGAACAAGGAAGUUGUCGUUGGCGAACUUGCUGGAUGGAGUUCUUGGAGAGAGCAAACUGGAAGAAAGGCCAUUCGAGACUUUGUCAAGACAACACUCAUACGAGAGAAAGAACGCGGUAAACGCAUGGAACGGUGUUUACGGAUGAUCAAAGGCUAGAUACUGGAUUGCGCUUCUAUGGAUCCCUCAUAUCUCAUCUUCUGUUUUUUCCUGGAAAUAUAUCCCCCUUGCUUCCCCCUUUUUACGCACCAUUCAAAUCUUCUUUGCUGUUCUUGAGUAAAUAAAAGGUGACAUUACCUGCAACUUAGCUGGUUAAGCCGCAAUAUUUCUUUUUUCUUUUUAACGGCGGCUAAUUCUACAGCGUUCGUCUUUUGUCUUAUCUCCUGUAUGACUAUACCUCGUUUUCGUUCUCAGAUACUUCUCCUAAUAAGAGAUUUCUAACACUGCGCCAUGGUUGUGGGCCAGGUGCGGGAAGAUGAUUCACUUCGGUAUAUCAGUGGAGCUCAGUGUCUCAAAUCUACCUGGUGUAUCCUAGUUGUUUAAUUUAUUUCAUGGUAUACUGGGCUUGUAGAAAAGGCGAAACAUAUAUUCAAACAGAAAACCGUAGAAUUAACCCUUUAUUUAUCAUUCAUCUACAACCAGUCCUCAUCUGGGUAUAGGGAUCCAACUAUCAUCAGUAUCUAAUUGAUAAGAAAAGUGACUAC